AUAUUAUUUUUUUUCUUUUACUAUUACCUUAAACAACAUGUUUAAAUGCGAACAGUGUCCGUCGGUUUUCAUACGUAAAGAUAAUUUAGUGAGACAUGGAAAAAUUCACGAUGGUGUUCGUUUCACGUGCACUAUCUGCGCGUCAUCGUUCAGUGUCAUGUCAAAUCUUAAGAGGCAUGAGAAAAAUACUCAUGGCAUCGUUCAGGCUCAUCGUCAGCCUGCACCGGUUGUUGCUCAACCCACUCGACAGAGUGUCAUACAGUUCGCGCCUCGCGUUGCCCCACAGGGCGACAUACAGAUUCCCCCUCAAAUUUUCAUCCCCGAUAUCCCAGCUGGUGGCUCGAACAUGGUAUCCGAGGACGAGAUUUGCAUGGCAGCUAUGGAAGAAUUUGAAAAAGUUCAAGACGAUAAUACAGACUCUUAUACAACUACGAGCGUAAACGGUAAACGAGUUUCCACCGCCAACACCACUUCGGCUGCUAGAGCGAAAAAAGCACGCAUGGAUAUGGUGAAGUCCCCCGGGUUAGUUGAAAUUUCAUCGUCAGCGGGUCGAAAAAUCAUCUGUUUCUAUGAAUGGUACUCGUUGAAAUAUGAUACAGCGGAAAAAAUAGAAGAACCAAAACGUCCAAAACCAUCUACUUCUAAAAAUAUAAAUUAA
Molecule: messenger RNA, 658 nt
Organism: Rhopalosiphum maidis (corn leaf aphid)
Lineage: Eukaryota; Metazoa; Arthropoda; Insecta; Hemiptera; Aphididae
Product: zinc finger protein 668-like
Exons: 4
Coding region: 38-658 (206 amino acids)
Biological process (GO): regulation of transcription by RNA polymerase II
Molecular function (GO): RNA polymerase II cis-regulatory region sequence-specific DNA binding; DNA-binding transcription factor activity
Source: RefSeq, a predicted model, not a curated record